Zingiber officinale is the source of this 2980-nucleotide messenger RNA. RefSeq names its product serine/arginine repetitive matrix protein 1-like. The record is from RefSeq and is a predicted model, not a curated record. Gene Ontology annotation, cellular component: spliceosomal complex. NCBI's taxonomy places the organism in Eukaryota, Viridiplantae, Streptophyta, Magnoliopsida, Zingiberales, Zingiberaceae. Gene Ontology annotation, molecular function: RNA binding. Gene Ontology annotation, biological process: regulation of mRNA splicing, via spliceosome; mRNA processing.
GGCCGCUCGGGUCAUUUGCUCGUUUUGUCUAAAGAAACCUUCGAGUUCUCGAUUUGCAGUCUUCCGAUUUCAAGGGUUCACUUUUCUGUUCUGCUGAUCGCUCUGCUUCUCCGUUCCUCCGCUUCGAAGACCUAGAGGAAGAGGAGGAUGCCAGGUGGCUUCUUCCGAGGCACAUCGGCGGAGCAGGACACCCGCUUCUCCAACAAGCAGGCGAAGCUUCUCAAGUCCCAUAAGUUCCCGCCGGAGCUAGAGCACCCGGUGGAUAUGACGAAGGUGAAGAUGGAUGUUAUCAGGCCUUGGAUUGCUACUAGGGCUACAGAGCUUCUUGGAUUUGAGGACGAAGUUCUCAUUAACUUUGUCUAUGAACUUCUGGAUGUCAAGGCAGUGGAUGGGAAACAGAUUCAGAUCCAGCUUACAGGAUUUCUAGAAAAGAAUACUGGGAAGUUCAUGAAGGAGCUUUGGGGACUUCUCCUUAGUGCUCAGAAUAACUCAAGCGGUGUCCCUCAGCAAUUCUUGGAUGCAAAACAAGAAGAAAUGAGAAAAAGAAAGCUUGAGAAUGAUCUGAUCACUCAAGAAAUUCAGAAGAGAAAGGAUAAGGAAGGAAGAGAAACCGAGCAAGAGAAACAGAAGAGGAUGGACAUAGAAGCUGGUCAUUCAAGAUCUGCAAAUGUUCUUUCUGACCCAAGUUCAAGACAGUCACAGUCAAGGGAUUCAAGAAUUCAAUCAGAGAAGGAGAAAGAUAAAGAGAUAGUGAAAAGUCCAGGAGUAAAACAGUGCCUGGAGGGAUUUGCAACCAUUGAUUGUAGCAUAUGCUUUUUACUACUGAUCUGUUUUGUUUGUUUGAUUCAGAGCUCUCUUUUUUUUAUAUGUUGGGUUUGGUUUCUUAAUCUUAACUACAUAAUCAUGCUGUCUUUAUUCAGAAGGACUUCUUCAUCAUGCCUAUCAUUCAGCAAAUCAGCUUCUAAAUGUGGGAGUUCAAAGGAAGGAUGGUCAAGGAGUGCAUCUGUAUCUUCCCAGUCACAUAGCCAUUCGGUUUCUCCUAGUAGGCGGUAUCAUUCGCCAUUGAGGCAUUUAAUUUCAUCUGAAAGGAGAUAUAAGUCUCCAACGAGAAGAUCUAUUUCUCCUCACCGUAGAUAUUCACCUAGGAAUAAUACAUCGCCUCCGAGACACAAAUCUCCUUAUGCUAAACGAAGGUUGCCUUCAACCACAAGGCGUAGAUCUCCAUUGCAUAGACGUCGAAAAUCACCUUUUGGAAGGCGAUCUCCAUUAUUAUUGUGCCAUAGGUCUCCUACUUCACAUCAUAGAUCUCCCAUUCCAAAUCGCAGGAAAUCACCUUCUGCUGAACGUCGCUGGGACUCACCUUCUAAGCGUCACAGAGACUCACCUUCACCUGAAAGUCACAGGAGAUCACCUUUUCCUGGACAUCAAUGGAGGCCACCUUCUCCGAUACCCCACAAGAGGUCACCUUUACCAACACAUAGGAGUUCACCUUCUCUGGCACAUCAUAGGAGAUCACCUCCCUCUCAUUGCAGAGUAUCGCCUUCUCCUUCAUUCUGUAGAAGAUCACCUUCUCCUUACCAUAGAAGAUCAUCUUCUCCAAUGCGUCACAUGUCUCCUGUUAGACGAAGGUCCUUUUCUCCUCAGCAGCAUAGAUCCUUGUCACCUAGGACAUCAUCUCCAGAUGCUUCUCCUCAACGUCAAGGAAGACUAUCUAGGGGUUAUGGUGCUGAUUCACAACCAUCUCAAACGAGGAAAAGUCACAGUCCUAAUAGGACUCUUAGAGGUUCAAGUAGGGAAACUGAUAGCAGAAAUAUUGGUGUCAACUCUAGAAGACACGAGGAUGGCUAUGCAUUUGAUAGGGUCUGGGAGAGACGGUCAUUGACUCAUGGUGCUACACACAAAGUGAUGGAUGAACAUACCAUGCACAAUAUCUCAGGCCACUCUCCGCCCAAAUUGUCAGGCUGUUCUAGGUCUUCUGGUCGAGAUUCUAGAGGUCAAAUUGACAUCCAUGACAAGGAUCAUAGCGUGUUGUCUGAGAAUUCUUCAGGGCUGUCAGCCUCACCUAGUAAUUCAAGGAGAACAAGCCCAAGAAGAAAUAGGUUGUCUGAAGAUACUACUACCAAACAAUUUGAGAAACAAAUACCUCAGGAUGUCAUAGGAAUAAAUAAUGAAAAGGAACAUUCUGGUUUUCUCAGCGAGGAUGGUUUUCACAACGUUGAUUCACCAUCUAAGAAAGACAUCCAAAGCCAUCCGACAAAUGUGAAAUCGAAAAAGGAAAAUGAACAUAAUAGUGAUGUGGAUAUUUCUAGAAGAAAUGAAUCACAAGUGUCACAGUCUCUAGAUGGUAGAGAAUAUGGUCCUGGAAGAGGAGUGCGGGUGGAAAACAUUCCAGUCGUGAUCGACAAAGCUUGAUGCUUUCCCUAAUGCUAUAGGAGUUCAGGAAAGAGAAAGCACAAGAAGUUUGAUAAACAUAGAAGAGAUUCAGAUUCUGAUUAUGAAUCUGAUUCUGAUAUUGAAGACAAGAAGGAAACCAAGAGACGAAGGAACGAUGAGAGAAGAUUGCGCAAGGAGGAAAAGAGGCGAAGGCACGAAGAGAAGCACCGCAAAAGACUUGAACGACAUGUGGAGAAGUAUAAAAUGAUAAUAGCGGAUACUGUAACUCCCCCUUCCGAACCUGAUAAGGAUCUCAAUGAUACAGCUGCUAUGAGAAAAGGAGGGCCUUAUUUGUCCCACAGUGCAUUUGAAACUGAGUCCAAAGAGAAGCAGCUUGAGAUUGAGCUCCGCGAGAAGGCCCUCAAAUCUCUUAGAGAGAGGAAGGCCAUUAAACAGUAAAUCACAAAAAUAAGUUAAAACUUUGGUCUGCGUUUUGCUGUUUUCCGAUUAUUGUUUCAUUUGUCUUAUAGUCAACAUUGAUCUGUAGUUUGAAUCCUGUAGGUGAAGUGAAUUGAUAAGGAAUGUCAGGGUGACAUUUUGGUGCCUA